GCCGACCGGAGUCGCCUCGCCAGCCUACCUGCCCGCCCGCCAGCCUCCCGUGCGCUCCGUCCGUCCGCCUGCCCGUCCGUCCGCCCGUCGCGGCUGCUCCUCGCCUUCAAAUGCGCCUGGCGGAGAUGAUCAAGAAAAUGGGUCCCAGCGAGCCGGAGCUGAACAUCCCGGCCAAGAACUGCUACCGCAUGGUGGUCCUGGGCUCGUCCAAGGUGGGCAAGACGGCCAUCGUCUCCCGCUUCCUCACCGGCCGCUUCGACGACCAGUACACGCCCACCAUCGAGGACUUCCACCGCAAGUUCUACAGCAUCCGCGGCGAGGUGUACCAGCUGGACAUCCUGGACACGUCGGGGAACCACCCCUUCCCCGCCAUGCGGCGCCUCUCCAUCCUCACCGGAGACGUCUUUAUUCUCGUGUUCAGCCUGGAUAACCGCGACUCCUUCGAGGAGGUGCAGCGCCUGAAGCAGCAGAUCUUGGAGACAAAGUCCUGCCUGAAGAACAAGACCAAGGAGAACAUCGACGUUCCCCUGGUCAUCUGCGGGAACAAAGGCGACCGCGAUUUCUACCGCGAGGUUGACCCGAGAGAGAUCGAGCAGCUGGUGGGACAAGAUGCUCAGAAAUGCGCCUACUUCGAGAUUUCGGCCAAGAAGAACAGCAGCCUGGAUCAGAUGUUCCAGGCCCUCUUCACCAUGGCCAAACUGCCCAGCGAGAUGAGCCCCGACCUCCACCGGAAGGUCUCCGUCCAGUACUGCGAGCUCUUGCACAAGAAAUCGUUGAAGAGCAAGAAGCUCCUGAAGGAGAGCUCUGAGGACGGCAGCGGGGACGCCUAUGGGAUCGUGGCCCCCUUUGCUCGCCGGCCGAGUGUGCACAGCGACCUCAUGUACAUCCGGGAAAAGGCCAUCCGGGGCGGGCAGGCCAAGGACAAAGAGCGGUGCGUGAUCAGCUAAGACUCCUCUCCUGGCCUUCGAGCCUUCCCAGCGAACCUGGGAAGAGAUCGUUUCAUUCCCAAAACUCUGCGAGCCCUUUUGGUGGCGUGGGCCCGUCGCCAUCCGAGAUGGCAGCCCUUUUCUGCAUGGGGCACGGUGCCUCCUAGCCAUUAGCGGGGGCGUUUUCAUCUGCUCCCCAAGAUGUAUUUUAUUUUAUUUGGAGGAGGAGGGGCCACGAUUGCUGCCAAGAGCUCCUUGGCAAGGAGUCAGCGGAGAACUGUGGUGGAGAUACUCACUGAAAACAUGCUGUGAAGGGGAGGAACUUACUUCUCUUCUCUCUCUGUUGUAAAGAUUUUGGCCGGGGCGAGCUGGCUGGGAAGGGAACAGCCGACACCGGACUAUCAAGAUUCUCUCUGCAGCCGCCUCUGUGUGGUGGUGCAGAAAGAGAGACCAGCUUUGCUGCUGCUGAAAGACUUGUUGGAGGGGCCACGGCCCUUCGGUCCCACGUACCCCUCCCACUGCAGGGACUCGGGGCUGUUAGGGAGGGGCUUGUUGUUGGAAAAAUAACUGUUUACAUUCAUCCUUCUUUGUCUUGAUUUUUCUUGCAAAAAGAAAAGGAUUGCAUCCAAGCGGACUGGCACUUUAUAAUGUAGAAUCUUUUGGUCUAGGGACAUGAACAAAAUCUUAGCUAAAUGUUUCUACAAUGUGUGACACUGGUUCUAUUUUUUGUUUUGUUAUAUUUUCUAUAAAAUAAAACUUUUGAAAAUAA
Varanus komodoensis (Komodo dragon) is the source of this 1695-nucleotide messenger RNA. RefSeq names its product ras related dexamethasone induced 1 (gene RASD1). The record is from RefSeq and is a predicted model, not a curated record. Bases 111 to 947 code for a protein of 278 amino acids. NCBI's taxonomy places the organism in Eukaryota, Metazoa, Chordata, Lepidosauria, Squamata, Varanidae. The transcript has 2 exons. Gene Ontology annotation, molecular function: GTPase activity; GTP binding.